Oncorhynchus gorbuscha (pink salmon) is the source of this 1310-nucleotide messenger RNA. Its product is annotated as SRSF protein kinase 3-like. The coding region runs from base 228 to 1310 and encodes 360 amino acids. Gene Ontology annotation, biological process: spliceosomal complex assembly; protein phosphorylation; regulation of mRNA processing. The transcript is spliced from 13 exons. Gene Ontology annotation, molecular function: ATP binding; protein kinase activity. The record is from RefSeq and is a predicted model, not a curated record. Lineage: Eukaryota; Metazoa; Chordata; Actinopteri; Salmoniformes; Salmonidae.
UCCAUGUUUAGACAAAGCCGGCUCCUCAUACCUAAACACAGCUAACUGGUCACAGUCAGUCAGAGUUCUACUGUCCUAUUCAGUCAUGUGCUCAGAUCGGACUUCUGUACAGGCAGCCCAGAAACCCAAUAAACCUGGGACAUCGAAUGGACUUGAUAAGCUGAGUCGUUUGGAACAGAUGGAGCAAGAGGAGUCACUGGACAGAGAGGACCCCAGAGAAUACUGCCAUGGGGGGUACCACCCUGUUCACAUUGGAGACACCUUCAACAGGAGAUACCAGGUCUAAGUUGGGCUGGGGAUACUGCGUCACUGUUUGGCUCUGCUUGGACCUCAGGUUGGGCAGGCGAGUGGCCGUGAAGGUUUUGAAGAGUGGAGAAGGAUUCACACAGGCUGGGCAAGAUGAACUGACUCUGCUACGUUGUGCCAGUGGUCCCACGGCUCGUCACCCACACAGCCGGAGAAUAGUCCAACUGCUGGACGAGUUUAAGAUAGCUGGGGUCAACGGAGUCCAUGUAUGCUUAGUGCUGGAGCUGUUAGGACCAGACCUCUGCUGUUGGCAGGUCUGUUUUGGGAACCCAGGACUAUCGCUUUCUUGGGUCAAACAGGUCAUUGCUCAGGUUCUUCAGGCGUUGGACUACCUGCACACUCAAUGUAAAAUCAUCCACACAGACAUCAAGCCUGAAAAUAUACUGCUUUGUUUGGAGGAGCAGAACCCAAAACAGACAGCAGGGGGCAGUGCAUGUCUUCCAUUCCCUGGGAAGUCAAUGAGUAGAGCAGAGAAGGACCUGGUGACUCCCAACAGUCUGGAGGAGGUCACAGUAAAGAUUGCUGACCUGGGAAGCUCCUGUUGGGUGUACAAACAUUUCUGUGAGGACAUCCAGACCUGUCAGUACCGCUCACUAGAGGUUCUACUGGGCUCUGACUACGGCCCACCAGCAGACAUCUGGAGUGUAGCCUGCUUGGCGUUUGAGUUGGUCACUGGAGAUUCAUUGUUUGAGCCCAAAGCUGGGAAGACCUUUUCCUUAGAGGAAGACCACAUCGCUCAUAUAAUUGAACUCCUUGGCAAAAUCCCAGCAGCAGUAGCCUUGUCUGGGAAAUAUUCAGUGGAGUACUUCAAUCGCAGAGGUGAAAUGAAUCGUAUCGGGGUGCUGCGGUCCUGGGGUUUGUAUGAGGUGCUAGUGGCGAAAUACAACUUCCUGCUGAAGGAGGCCUCUCUGUUCUCUGACUUCCUGUUGUGCAUGUUGGACUUCCAGCCCAAGAGGAGGGCCAAUUCUGCCCAGUGUCUCCUGCACCCAUGGCUUAGCUCCUGA